Molecule: messenger RNA, 3698 nt
Organism: Tetrahymena thermophila SB210
Lineage: Eukaryota; Ciliophora; Oligohymenophorea; Hymenostomatida; Tetrahymenidae
Product: cyclic nucleotide-binding domain protein
Exons: 8
Source: RefSeq, a predicted model, not a curated record
GAAAAAAAUUAAAAGAAAAGAUUAUCGAAAUAUAGCUAUUUAUUUAUUUAUUAAUAAAAAGUAGAAGUAAAAUAAUAUUUAGAUAGAUCUUUAGAAUAGCUUAGAUUAGAAAAUGAUUUACCAAAAAAAUUCUGAAAAAGCAAAUGCUAAAGUAGAAUAAAGUUCAUUUUUAGAUAAUAAAAUUAUGGUGUAAAUGCAUAUGAGUGAUGAUUAAGCACUUCGAGAUAUUCCAAAAAGAAAAGAAACCAUUAUAGAAUCAGAGAAGAUGGCAGCAUCUUCAUUGAAUAAUUCAAUAAAACCUAUUAGCAAGAGAGUAAUAAAUGAUUAAAAAUCAAACUACAACAAGCAUGCAAACCUUAAUAACAAAAAUAAAAAUGAACUUGAUUUGAUUUUAAAUAAUAAAAUAAAUGUCAGCGAUUAUCAAGAUCAUAUGUCCGAGCAGCUACGCUAGUCAUCAUUUUUUAUAGACUCGCCUUAAAAGAAAUAGAGUUUUGCUUUUUAAUAAGCACAAUAAACAAAACAAUAGAAUGAAUAGCAAUACACUUUUAGUAACCACGCUAGUGUGAUUGAUGACGGUGUACUUAUUCUCAAUAAUAUAAACUACUAAUUGUAAAAACUUUAAAAUGAGCCUAUUAAAAAAUAAGCCAGUUAAAUUUAAGAAGUAAAUGAAAAUACUAGCAAUUAACGAGACAUAACCAUCCAUUCCAAAUUCACUCAAAACAUUAGCGAAGCAUACUAAUUGAAGUCUUUUAAAAAAAAAGAAAAAAAUACUUUCUAGCUUAUUAAAUUUCAUAUAAUUAAUUAUAUUUUUUAGAGAACUUUGUUUGGAAAAACUAAACAGCUGUCAAGCCAAAUAAGAAAACAAAUAGGAGAUUUAUCAGAUAAUUUUGAUGAUUUUACUAAUAAUUAGUCAGAUGGAAUUAAUUUGAGCAAAGAGAAAGACAAUAAAUAAUUAAAAAAGAUCAAAUUGUUUCCUUUGUUCCUUAACUGGGUAAAAAAUCUUAUUGAAAUAGCUUUUAAUGAGAAUAGUUUAUCAUUUAUUUUAUAUACUAUUAUUAUAACAUCUUGGAAUAUAAUCUAUCUGUAUAUAUCUUCUUUGUAAAUAAUAUUCGAUGUCCUGAGCUCUUCCAAAUUACAAAAUACCUUGAUGAUAUCAACUCUAUCAAUAUGGAUUAUAGAUUUAAUUGUGUAGCUAUUGAUUAUUACUUUAUAAAAAAAUGAAUUUCUGAAUAAAUAGCAUAAUUUUUUCUAAAAAAUAAUUGCUAGAAAAAUUCACAUAGAAAUUAUUCCAUUUAUUUUUGAAAUCGUGUACCUCGUACUCUUCUAAAAUUAAUAUAUGCGAAUUCCUCUACUAUUUAAAAUACUUACUGUAAAUAUAGCACUCGAUAAAAUCAAACUUUUUUUGCUUAAAACACUUAAAAAUAAUUACUUCAAAAUUGAUGUAAUUUUGUUAUUUUCAAAAUUACUAUUUUUCUUUCAUCUUAUCGCUUGUAUUUACUUCAUAAUUGCUUAAAUUUAAUCAAAAUCACUCAAACGAAGUUAUAGCUGGUUUGAUUCAAUAAAUGAACCAAAAUAGAAUGAUAAGAUUUUCUAAUAUUUCACAGCUUUUUAAUGGGCUUAUUUUUUUGGCAAAAUGUCUUCAGAUAGAUAUGGAAGUUAAGAUCAAUUCCAACUAUUCCUUUAAUCUUUUUGGUCAAUUUUUUCAAUAUUGAUUUUUGCAUAUGUGUUUGCUAGCUUAAAAAAUAUACUUAAAAGUUAUUACCAAAGAGUUCAAAAUUAUACACAAGAUUUAAAAGCUCUUUGCAGCUAUUCAAGUUACAGCAAUAUUACUUUAUCUUUACUUCAGGAAAUGGCUGAAGAUAUGCACAAAAAGUUCCAAUAAAAGUAAGAAGAAGAAAUAUGGUAAGAAGAUUAAAUUCUUUCUAAAUUGAAUAAACCGCUUUAGUAGGCUCUCAUGGAUUAAUCUAAGAUUCAGAUUCUCAAAAAAUAUCCUUGCUUUUGGCAAAUUUUUUCUAAUAAAAUAAAUAAACAAAUACCUCAUAUAAUGUUGACAGAAUUUUAUAAUGAGGGAUAGAUCAUCGAACCUUUAAAACAAUCAGAUUGCUAUUUUUAUCUUUUAUUGCAAGGAUAAGCUGAAAUUUACGUGAAAAGUAACUUUGUAAGUAAUACACACCUUCCUGAAGAAAGCAAAAAAGUUGAUAUUUAGAGGAUUUUAAAAGGAUACUCCCAGAUAGAUAAUUCAUCAUAUAGUGAUUGUCCCUUUUAAGAAGAACAAAAUCAUAAAGAAAAAUCUGCUAAAACGCUAGUGAGUGGAGAGUUUUUUGGUACAACAGAAUUAAUAACAGGAAUUAAAUAAGAUUACUUUGUCAAAUGCACCAAAAAUUCUAUUUUCAUAAAGAUUAAAAGACUUGAAUUGCUUGAAAUUAUAAAAAAAAAUGACAGAGAUUACCAAAUAUUUAUGGAAAUGAAGGACAGAAUUAUAAACACUCAGAGGUACUAAUUUUUGGGAGAAAAAUGUAUUUUUUGCCACAGUAAAGAUCACCUCUUUUCAAAUUGUGGAAUGGUUAAUAUUGACAAAUCUUCCUCACUUGCAUUCAUGAAAUCUGUACAAUCUCAAGAAUAAACAAGAAAUAGCUAGUACUAGAGGAAGAGAAAGCUAAAAACUUAAUUCAUUUACAUUGAAGGCGAUGAAGAACAAUCUUAAAGCAAUAUGACUUUAGAAGAUACCAUAGACAGAAUAAACUCUUUGAAAGACUAACUUUAAGUGAAUACAAAUUUAAUGAAUUAGCAGUAUAUACAAAGCUUAGAAGAUAAUGUCCUACCUGAUCUUUAACAAGUUAUGAUAUCUUAGCAUUCGCUUAAUAGCUCUAACAUAUAAAUUCCAUUAAAAUAAAGAAGAUCUAUUUCUUUUACAACACAUUCUUAUAAGUAAGAAUAAGACGUAAGAAGUGAGAAUACAUAUAUGAUGCCAUCUGUAGAAGACGGUAUUUCAUAUUAAUCUGAAAUAUACAGAGAUCCUUCAUCUCGUACUUUAGAUAAAAAUAAACAAAGCAAAUUAAGUGUAAAUACUCCUUUAAAGCGCUAUUCGGAGAGUAAUUUUACUCAUAAAGACUCUGCUUAACAAGAUACUAUAAGCACUAAGAAUGAAAAAUUGGAUUAACUUUAUCCAUCUUCGAUAUAGAAUAGUUCACUAAUUGACUUCUAAGCUGAUAAAAAAUUAAAUAAGAGCUAGUUUGCUAAUAAAAGAAAGAGUGUCUCAGUAAUGUGGAAAGAUUCUAACUAUAAUUAUGGAUCACUAAAAAAUCUUAAUUUCACAAUUAACUAAGCUUUACAAACACUAGAUACAUGUUAAGAUAAAUGGAAAUUUGAUUUUGUCAAAGAAUUCAAAUACUACUACCCAAGAUAUAACAUUUCUAACAUUUUGAAUAAGUUUUCUGUGAUAUAGACUACAUAAAAAAUAAUACAAAAAAGCAAAUAGAAGCGCAGUAUUUUUGAAAUUUAACCUUCUACUAACUGAAUAUUAAGUAAAAGUGGAUAUUUAAUUUCCUUUUAAAAGAAUAUUCAGACCAUAUUAAAAUCUUCGAAAUGUUUUCAUUUUAAAAGUAAAUUAUUUUAUAAGGAGUUAAACUGAAUAUUAUACUUCAAUAGCUAUUUAUUAUUCCUUUAAUUUGCUAUUUUCAUAUGUAAUGAACCGAAAU